GGGGGAGAACCUACCAGAGCCCAGGUUAUCCAGGCUCCAGUUUGGCUGACGCCAUGACUGACGUCACCAGCCUUGCCGCAGGCCUGACUGGUGUGGUCAGCGUGAGGAGGCCAUUGUGGUAAGUGUGAGGGUGCGGCUGACACGCAGGACGUGUGCUCAAGCUGUGGACUGAGCAUAGCAGAUGGGGCAAGGCCGUACGGCUAGUGUGACGACAAGCGUGGCAUCUGUGUGGGUGACGUGGAGGGUGUUCUGGGUGUGAGGGGCACCCUAAGGCAUUGGGAGUGGCAUGACGUGUCUCCCUUUCCCUCCCCGACUGUUGCACAGAGCCCCAAUUACAAGUUCAUGAGGAAGAAGCCACUACCCUCCAUCUCCUCCAAGUCUACCAUAUCCCACCUCUCCAACCCCUUGUACGAGGAGCUCGUCAGCUACUUGGUGGAGCAGGUCGUGUCCUUGCUCAUCUACAAGUACAAGUUCGAGAAGAACCUCUCCAAGCAGCUGGGCUUCAUCUCCUUCCCUGUCACUGAGACGCUCAUGGACCUCUUCCUGGGCUUCAAGAAGGUGAAGGGCUCCCGCAUCUGCCUGUCCUCAAAGAUCGACUGGAGCUGUCUGCUGCGCAGGCUGGAGGAGGCCGAGUGGGCCCGGCAGCUGUCCAGACAAGCAUCCCAGCAUGACUCCGCCUCCCAGCGCAGCUCCCACCACGGCACCAUCCACUGUGGGGCCCCGCACCACGGGGCCCCCCACCACGGGGCGCCCCACAGCAGCAUGGAGUCCCUCUCCACGCUGCUGGAGCCGGCCACCCAAGCGGAUCAGGAGGAGGCCACGGAGUUCAGCUUUGACAGUGAGUUUCCCGAUUCUCAGCUGCCCACGGCUCCGGAGGAUACUACAGCCGAGGAGCAGGAACCCGCGAGCCAGCAAGAGCCCAAGCCCUCCGUGUUCUCCGGCCCAGGCAUGGGCUCUCAUCAGCAUCAGGAAGUAGUAGACAUGGACAGUCAGAGUGAUGAGGAGGAAGAGGAUGAGCAGGAGGAGGAGGAUUUCCUAGGGGAAAAUGGCCCAUCCCAGAGCUCCCCCAAGCCUCAAGUGGAGAUGGGGCUCAGCCACUCCACAAACGUGGGCCGCAGCGACCCUCCGUGAGGCCCCCUGUAAGCUGCACCCAGCACUUGAUUCCCUGCUCCUCUCUUGCUCCAAUGGACUGCUGCCCUGCCCCCCCGCCCCCAGCCGGUCCCUGCCCUGAGCAGAGGUCAGGGUGGGCUGGAUGCCCACGAGGAGCUCUGCUGGCCUGUCAGGGGAGCCAGUGGGGGAAAUAAAGCUAGUGUUGAUGGAGCACAGUUUUCUCGACCAGAGAUUGCAGCCCCACUUCUGCAGGCCUGAGCACCUGCCCUGGAGUAACACCUCCGGCAGGCCUUCCUGACAGCUGCCGUGCUCCGACCCCCUGACCUAACGUGCUCUGCUUGAAUACAAGUCCCUGCUCCGGGCUCUUCCUCCACUCCAGUGUGCACCUUCCUGGCUCUUCCAGCCUCUUAGGACUCAUGGUCUCUUUCCCUAACAGUCCCUGUGCAUCAUGGUCCUGCUUCCAGAGGGCUCCUCCUCUGCCAGGGCAGCAUCAUGCUCCCUCUGACAUGCUGCACCCUCACGUUCCUCUCGGGGAACCAUGCAGUCGCCCUUUCCUGAUGCCCCCUGUCUUUCUAAUUUGUAUUUCCCAUCUCCAACUCCCGAAUCUGGAGGGUCCAAGCUAGGUCCCAUGAGGGCUGCCGGUCUGGCAAACUGUGAGUUGGCUGCCCCAGGCUGGCCAUGUGAUUACCCCCUUUCAGCAGUGCCCCUGGGCCAGACAGCUCUCUCUGGAAGGGUCUGCAGACUUGGCUGCUGUUGUGAUUGGCAGGUCUCAUCUCCAAGGUUCUCCUGGGGCUUCUGGCCAUCCUGUGCCACCAGCUCAGCACCCUCUCCCUCUCUGCCUUCCCAGGGCAGCCUUUUUGUUCCCCAAUCCAGGCAUCUUCACCCAGGGAUCCGCUUGACCUCUCACCACCACCCUGUCACCCUUGUGGCCAAGAGAGCAUGUGAAGAUGCUCCACUCUGCCUUGCUGUGUAGGCUGCCAGUGCAGGGAGACUGGCAGGUGUCCCACACCUCCCCCUGGAUCCCGCCUGGGUGAAUCCCACCAGAGCCCAAGUCUGCUGAACCCAGCCUGACCGUGCUCAGUGGCCCACGUGUGAAGACAAAGCGAUUAUAGAGCUGCUCCGGAGCCGGGCAGGGAGGACCUUCCACACCACAUCCAUGCUCUGCAAUUCGGGAGGAAACACUUCCUCUGCUCCAGUCAAGAGGGACCGGGGCCCUAAGGUGGGUGGGUCAGGGACCCAUUGUUCCAGAAAGCUCUUGUGGCAAGGAUCUUUUAGGGCAUAUGCUCAGCUCAUAAGGCCCAUUCCCUGAGGCCACCCACUGCCACCACCACUGUAGUGUAGGGCCACAACAUUCUUGUACCUUCUUGCCAUACCACUUGGCCACAGUUGAUUAGCCCUCUUGAUACAUCCCUAUUCCAAGCCAGGCCAGUCAGGUAUUUUUUCCCCAGGAGCUGGUAAUUGGGAUGGACCGAGAGAUUUUUUUUUAAGUUUAUUUUUAGUAAUCUCUCCACCUAACGUGGGGCUUGAACUCACAACCCGGAGAUCAAGAGUCACAUGCUCUUCCAAAUGAGCCAGCCAGGAGCCCCAAGAUAGACUGGGAGAUUCUGGCGCAAUUUGCACUGAUCGCUAAAGACCAGUGUGGACAGUGUGGCGCGGCCAUCUCCCAGCCCUCCCCAGAGAGGCAAGAAAUUCUGUCUGGGGCGCCUGGGUGGCUCAGUUGGUUAAGUGACUGCCUUCGGCUCAGGUCAUGAUCCUGGAGUCCCGGGAUCGAGUCCCGCAUCGGGCUCCCUGCUCAGCAGGGAGUCUGCUUCUCCCUCUGACCCUCCCCCCUCUCGUGUGCUCUCUCUCUCUCAUUCUCUCUCUCUCAGAUAAAUAAAUCUUAAAAAAAAAAAAAGAAAGAAACUCUGUCUGCAUAAAAGAGCCUGGGGCAGGGGGGGAAGAAAAGAGCCUGGAGGGGAGCCCUAGGGCUCUGAGACACGGUAGCCUGCACGAUACCUGCCAACUUUCCAAGGCUCUCUGCCAAGUCCUCAAGGGGGGGGGAAGAGAACAUAUCCCCACCUUGGCCUCAGAAGCACAUAUCUAGAGAAUGUGAAGCAAGAAACACUAGUCCUCUUGCAGCUUGUGCUCUGAAGUCCCAAAACAGCAUUUCUGUGCCAUUUUCUUGGUCAAAGCAAAUUGCCAUGCCGGCCCAGAUUCAGUGUUUUGAUGAGAGAGUCCAUGUCUUGAUGAGAGAAGCAGCUUACACCUAUGGGGAUGGGAGGAAUUGUUCCUAGCCAUAUUUGGAGGCCAGCUUACCACCCCCCCGCUCCCCGCCCCGUAGCUGAUUG
Messenger RNA from Mirounga angustirostris (Northern elephant seal), 3437 nucleotides. RefSeq names its product coiled-coil domain-containing protein 116-like. Lineage: Eukaryota; Metazoa; Chordata; Mammalia; Carnivora; Phocidae. The record is from RefSeq and is a predicted model, not a curated record. Bases 343 to 1131 code for a protein of 262 amino acids. Gene Ontology annotation, cellular component: centrosome. The transcript has a single exon.